CAUUGCGCAUGCUCAAUGCGCAUUGGAAGCCAUGUUGGAGCUACAGUGGGUUCGGGUUGGGAUUUUCUGACGCCGUAUGUUUUUCUUAAAAUAUCUGUUUUCAUACAUUGUCGGAGUUCGUCAAACGUGCGCGAUCGGCGCCGUAAUCGGCAUUGGAAAUGAUGAACUCCAGUGUCGACCUGUCCCGGCGGAAUCCGCAGGAGGAUUUCGAGCUGAUCCAGCGGAUAGGAAGCGGCACAUACGGAGAUGUGUACAAGGCUCGUAAUGUAAACACAGGAGAGCUGGCUGCUAUCAAAGUCAUUAAACUGGAACCAGGUGAGGACUUUGCUGUCGUCCAGCAAGAGAUUAUAAUGAUGAAGGACUGUAAACACUCCAACAUCGUAGCCUAUUUUGGCAGUUAUCUCCGGAGAGAUAAGUUAUGGAUCAGUAUGGAGUACUGUGGAGGAGGUUCUCUGCAGGAUAUCUAUCACGUAACCGGGCCUUUGUCAGAGUCACAGAUAGCCUACAUGUCACGGGAGACCCUGCAGGGUUUAUACUACCUACACAAUAAAGGCAAAAUGCACAGAGACAUUAAGGGAGCCAACAUCCUCCUGACAGACAACGGCUAUGUUAAACUAGCUGACUUUGGUGUAUCGGCCCAGAUUACAGCAACCCUAGCCAAGAGGAAGUCGUUCAUUGGAACUCCGUAUUGGAUGGCUCCAGAGGUAGCAGCAGUAGAGCGGAAAGGAGGUUACAACCAGCUGUGUGAUAUCUGGGCUGUGGGCAUUACUGCAAUAGAGCUGGCUGAACUACAGCCACCCAUGUUUGACCUGCACCCCAUGAGGGCUCUCUUCUUAAUGACCAAGAGUAAUUUCCAGCCUCCUAAGUUGAAAGAUAAAGUCAAGUGGACAAAUAACUUUCACCAUUUUGUCAAACUGGGCCUCACCAAGAACCCAAAGAAGAGGCCCACAGCUGAGAAACUGCUGCAGCAUCCUUUUGUGUCCCAGCCUCUCAGCAGGACGCUGGCAAUAGAACUGCUGGACAAAGCCAACAACCCCGACCACAGCACCUACAAUGACUUUGAUGACGAUGACCCCGAACCGGAGUCUCCGGUGUCUGUUCCUCAUCGUAUUCGUUCCACCAGCAGGAGUGCCAGAGAGGGAAAGACACUGUCAGAGAUUAACUUUGGUCAAGUGAAGUUUGAUCCUCCCUUAAGAAAGGAGACAGAAGCUCAUCAUGAACCGUGUGAAUCUGAGCCCUAUCUGGACUGUGUUGAGGAGCUCUACUAUACCGCGAGAUCUAAUCUGGACUUGCAGUUGGAGUACGGGCACGAUUCACCAAGUCUACUGGGAGGAAACAAGAGUCUUCUCAAAUCUGUGGAGGAGGAGUUACAACAGCGGGGCCAUGUGGCACACUUAGGGGAUGAUGAUGAUGAGGAUGAUGAUGGUGCAGAUGAUGAUGAAACUCACACUCAUAAAUCAAGCACUAUCAUGAGGCCAAAGGUCCCACCUCCCCUUCCUCCGAAGCCCAAGUCGAUCUGCUCGUCCCAACCCCAGCAGCAGCAGCAGCAGCAGCAACAACUAAAACACGACGACAGCCAAUCACACAGCGAGGACGACGGCGGAGGGGGAGGGACCAUCAAACGCUGUCCAGUCCCAGAGACGCCAAGCCCCGCCAAGGCCGCCUCCAACGUCCCUCCGCGGCCCCCGCCCCCGAAGCUGCCGCCCCACCGCCGCAGUAGCCUAGGUAACGAGAGCCCGACGUGCGCGGACGUCGAAAACUCCGCUCCAGAGGAUGAUGGGAGCUUUAGGCAUUUCUGGGAGUGGCUCCACACGCCUCACACAGAGGAGGAGCUGGAGGAGGCAUGGGAGGUGCUGAAGGAGGUGAAAGAGGAGCAGGAAAAAGAGGAGGAAAAGGAAGAGAGUAACGGGCUGAACACAGCUCCACAUCCACAUGGUGGAGAGAGGGACAGUCCAGCAGACAGACAGUCCACCAUGCCCCCUAGUGUCCCCAUACGGAAAGACAAGAAGGACGUUCCGAAGCCAAUCAGUAAUGGCCUCCCCCCUACACCCAAAGUCCAUAUGGGUGCGUGUUUCUCCAAGGUGUUCAACGGCUGUCCUUUGAAGAUCCACUGUGCCACCUCCUGGAUCAAUCCCGACACCAGAGACCAGUAUUUGAUAUUCGGAGCUGAAGAGGGGAUCUACACAUUAAACCUUAAUGAGCUACAUGAGACCUCCAUGGAACAGCUCUUUCCUCGGCGGUGCACCUGGCUAUAUGUCAUGAACAAUUGUCUUCUUUCCAUAUCGGGAAAAGCCUCACAGCUGUACUCCCAUAGUCUGAGCGGUAUGUUCGAACAGGCCAGACAGUUACAGAAGUUACCAGUAGCCAUUCCCACACACAAGCUGCCUGAUAAGAUGAUUCCCAGGAAGUUUGCAGUGUCCAAUAAAGUUCCAGACACUAAAGGGUGCCAAAAGUGCUGCGUAGUUCGUAACCCGUACACAGGCCAUAAAUACCUGUGUGGAGCCUUUCAGUCUAGUGUCAUGCUGUUGGAGUGGGUGGAGCCCAUGCAGAGGUUCAUGCUCAUCAAGAACAUCGACUUCCCGUUGCCGUGUCCGUUGGAGGUCUUUGAGAUGUUGGUGGUCCCGGAGCAGACUUACCCUCUGAUCUGUGUGGCGGUCAGUAAAGGCACCGAACUCAACCAGGUGGUCCGGUUCGGCACCGUCAACCCCAACUCUACCUCCUCCUGGUUCACAGAAGCAGACACACCCCAGACGUGCGUGAUCCAUGUCACUCAGCUAGAGAGAGACACUAUCCUAGUCUGUCUCGACAGGUGUAUAAAGAUAGUGAACCUCCAGGGCAGGUUGAAAUCCAGCAGGAAGUUGUCAGCCGAGCUCACCUUCAACUUCCAGAUUGAAGCCACAGUUUGUCUCCAAGACAGUGUACUGGCCUUCUGGAGGCAUGGCAUGCAGGGACGCAGUUUCAAGACCAAUGAGAUCACCCAGGAGAUCUCUGACAGCACACGCAUCUUCAGACUAUUGGGAUCAGACAGACGUUUCGACUGUAGAGAUCCAGAUGCUGAGGAUAGAGGCCUCACUCUGCCCAGGGUGGUGGUGCUGGAGAGCAGGCCUACAGACAACCCUACAGCCCACAGCAACCUCUACAUCCUGGCAGGCCAUGAAAACAGCUACUGACACACACACACACACACACACACACACACACACAGACCCACACAUGAACACACUCUCUAAACAGCCUACGGGAGACACACUCAGCCCAACCUAUCUGCUAACCCAGCCAACCUCCUCUGUAACUGGGAGAUGAGCUGUUCAUGAGUGCAGAUGUCGAUCCCCAGUUGCAGACGUUUAAAAAUGCACCGCAGUUACAGUUACAUGUGUAUUAGUUAAGUGUGUUGUAGUAGGGCAGCGGGUAGCGGAGCUGUUUCUGACAGGGCGAGGGUUAAAACUGCUGGUCUGAGGCCAGUUUAGGUUGAGAUAGCCGAGGGAGUCUGCACCUCAGUCGAGCGACUUCAACCAAGAAUCCUUCCUGAUACCAUCCCACCUUUUCCCUUCAUACUGCACACUGGGGAAACCGCAUCCAACACAGAAGUCUGACAUCAACACUACUUCUACUACUAGUUCUACACAUACUACUACUACUACUGCUACUUGCGCUAAAGCUUCAACAGAAGAGCCAUCUUGCACAGAAAACCUUUCUCUCCUUCAUCGUCCUUUCUCCCUCUUUCCUUUCCUCCCUCUUUUUACUACACCUUUAUUUAUUGUGGCAUGAUGUAACUUUAACAACCAGGAUGGCUUUCCUGUUUUAUUUGUUUGUUUUUUUUUUUAAAAAGGAUUUAAAAAAAAAAAAAAAAAAAAAAAAAAGAGAGAGAGAAAACAGACUAAAAAGCUUUGCCACCUCUGCUAGCAUUGAAUUCCAAUAUCCCGUCACAACACCACACAAGUGCUUAAUUGACCUCUAUUUAAUUGUUGUAAAUAUAAAUGUAGUAUUUUUUUGACAGAGACGAACACUAAAAAGACUGGUCAUGUAGAUAGGCGUGUGUAUAGUUGCUCUGUACAACCGUGGAGACAAACGGAGAGAAAGACAGGCGUGGAGGAGGAGUGACGGGGCAGUAAAUUCACUUCCUAGUUCCCCGAUCCUGUGACGAGGGUCCGGAAGCAAAGACCCCCGCAGUCUCCUCAGGUGGACAGCUUUAGCAAUCUGAUAUUACUCUAAUAAUCUGGAGCUCAGGAUUGAACUGAGCAAACACAGGAAGCAGCGCUGAUUGGUCAUUUUCAUGUUGCAUCUGUCACCUGCGACACUUCCUGCUCGUUUGCACCAUAGCGACAGUCGUCGGGGCAACGGCCGUUACAAAUACUGCUCAUUUAAGUUUAUUUCUUUUGUUUUGACAUCCUCCCUUUGAUUUUUUUUAACGCUGUUUUAAUCAAAAAGCUUUUUGUUAUUUUGCUAUUUUUUUUAUUUUUUAUCGAACCACUGGUGUUACAAAUUUGCACAGAGAAAAAGGUAUUUGAUAAACAAAUGUGAUGUCAUUAUAAUAUAUGACCGUGUGUGUAUGCACAGUAUGUGUGUGUGUGUAUGUGUGUGUGUGUAGACGUAGAAUAUGCACAUACAAGUGCGUCAUGUACAGAUCUGGUCUUAAACACGUGACAGUUGUGUUUCCGCCCGAGGCCACUUGAAAAGAGCACCAACAGAUAUUAAAAACCAAUAAAAAAAAAAGCUGAAUUUACACAGAAGGACACAUCAUUUAUAUUUAUUCAGUAGACCUGGGAUAUAUAUUCACCGUAAGCCAUCAUUUCUAGCAUUGAAUUGAACUGUGGAAUUCCACAGGGGUAGAGUUUGCCCCAUAUAAAAGUGCAAGGAGCUGUUCUAUUAAAACAAUUACAUACAAUGGUUUAAUAUAUUUCACUAUGAAUAAUCUGGAACAGUUUGAAUAAUGAGUGGCAGAAAACCCUUCCCAUAUGAUACUCCAAAGAGGAUAAGACAAACGCUACAAAUUGUUUUAAAAUUCUGCUUGAAACAGAUCUAUCAAGCAUGGACACAUUAACUGUACAGAGUAAAAUAAAGAGCUAAAGGCCAGAGCCUAGCACUAGCCUCUACUUGGCAGGAAAUUGAACUUCUGUGUAAGUCCAAAUGUUGUGUUCCUUUUAGUCAUAUUUGGAGAAGUUUUUAACUUUGGCCUUCAUUGCUGUGACUUUUUUAAAGGCCGGCAUCUGUAUAAGAGAUCACUACAUGCAUGUAGAUGUGCACUCUGUGGUGUGUAGGAGAGUCUACAUGUGGCUGUACACUACCAGUCUUUACAAGCUGUGACACUAGAGGUUGCUUCAGAGGAACUCACUAACUGAGACAACAUCGCUAAACCUGAGAUCUUAAAGAGCUGAAACGUUUGGAUUCAUCUUUCAAGUGCGUCACUUUCUAGGAGUCAGUUUCUCAUUCAUUUCUUCAUUUUCUCCAUAGAAACACAGGUAUAAGCUUAUAAGUAAACCAACCAGCUACCAAAUAUACAGUAUCUAUCCAAACAAAAACAACAUGUGUAAAAUAAAAUUAAAAGUUACUGAACUGCUAACAUCAAAGCUGAAAUCCAAUUGACAAAAUGGCAACGGCAACAAUUACAAAGUUUUAAAAUGUUCUACCUACGGAGUAAAUGUAAGAUUUAUUAAUGGAGGACAACAUUUCAGCUCUUUUUAGAUGUGUCACUGAAUGUUACUAAGGUGGUUUUAAAAGAGACACGUCGCCAUGUUGGGGGACAAUUUAAGAAAAGAAUGUAAAAUCUUUUUGUAAAAGCUUUCCUUCCACUGCUCAGAAAGUCAUAAUCUCAAACUUUUUUUUGUCACUUUACCAACAUGGCAGCAUGUCCCUCCUCCAAACGUUAAUUGACAAGAUUCACACCCUACACACUAUUUUACUAUGCUUUCAUUGGGUUUAAACAGAUCCUCUCACUGGAUUCCAGCUCCUGCUGCUUUAUUGCACUGUUGUGGCGAAGUAGCUAAAACAAGGAUAGUCUAGUGAAGUGUAUAGAGCUUGAAUCCACUGUGAGGAUAUCAAUUAUUUGUGUACUUUCUUUUUUUUUGUAUUGCCUGUGCACACUUUUCUUGUAUAAAAUGCCCACAGUGUUGCUUUGCACCUAGAAAACAAAUGUCAGAAAUAUGAAUCAUAUAAGACUUGAAGAUAGCACACUUAAUUGCCAUGUAUUGAGUUUGGAGUGGAAAAUGUAUUCCCUGAUGUUGUGCCCUUCGUAGAACUCACUACCCCAGAUGAGCGACUUAGCCACGAUUGUGCUAAAAUAUGUGCUUCUAGCCAACACCCAUUAAUAGAAACGUGUCAUAGAUUGAGUGCUGCAACCCAGUUUUAUUCACAGUCAGAUUAUUUAACAAAACUAUUUUCUUAUUCUUCUUUUUAUAAUUUGUUCAUUCAGUGUCAAAAACAUGGGAGUACUACCCAGCAUACUCAAUAGGCUCGCAUUGACAUUGCCAAUCAUUAAUUAAUCAAUUUUCAUAUUUAUGCUCAAUUCAGUUGAUUUGAUUGAUGCCUUUCUUCCUCACCGGUUCAUCAUAGUUUUUGGGAAAAAAUGUAUCACACAUUCAUUUACAUUAGGGAUCGGUUGAUGUCAAACAUAUAUUUUACAUUUUUAAAUGUAAUGCCAAAAUAUGUUGAAAUGAACAUUUUUAUGGCCAAGUUUAGAUAGUCUACCUCAUAUGUCCUAGAUAGAAAAAAAAAUAAAAAUAUAUAUAUAUAUGUCUGAUUCAAAAAGACAGCCAUCCAGAGUAUAAAGUUAAUGGUAAACAAAACAUCUUCUCUAAAACUCUUAUUAAAAUAUCUUUGUUCUCUCAGUUGACGUAUGUAAAUGAUCAGAAGAUGAGAAAUUAAUACAAUUUACUAAAAUGCACACAAGACAAAAUGAAUGAGAGAUUCCACUGAAAACGACUUACAGCUUCUUUUUUAAGGUUUUCUCUCUUUCCUGAAAUAUCCAAUUCCUUUUUAAUUAUAAUAUCUCAAGCCUAAGUUAAAACUCAUCCUGUAUCAUACAGUAGCUGUGGGAUUGAAUGAUGCUGCCGUGGCUUCUGAUUUUGCUGUCAUAGACAUAAGCUUAAUCUAUGUAUAUUCCCCUGAAGCAGAUGCCAACAUCCAUUCCAUUGUGCUGAACUGUUAAAAAGACAGUUUUGUUUUAUGAGCUCAACUACUCCUGGGUCAAAUGAUGUGGGAAAGUAAUUUAAAGGGAUUGUUUAAAGAUGAUGUAGACACGUGAUAUGUUCAUGUCUUGAAUGUUAAUGAAAGAUAAGUAAAUUGGCAUUUGGUUAUUUAUGGCUCUCAUAGUGUCCGUGUGGUAAACCCCAUCUAUCUGGUGCUCCGAGCAGAUUAAAGUAAACACAGAUGAGUUAUUUGCAAAAGCUGUUUGAUCCUCCCAAUAUAAAACACAACACAGUAAGCCUCCUCUGUUCUGUCGCUUUUACAUCACCUUUGUCUUUUGUUUUCAUAAUGCAAUGCACACGUUAUAAAAUGUAUAUAGUGUAAAAUAAAAAUGGGUUUGUUUUACAUACUGUAUAAUUGCCUAUAUUUUGUUUCAGAAGUGUAACAGAUUUAUGAGAUGACAGGUUAACACAUUAAAAAGAAGGAACUCAAAA
Messenger RNA from Sander lucioperca (pikeperch), 7616 nucleotides. Its product is annotated as mitogen-activated protein kinase kinase kinase kinase 3. Gene Ontology annotation, molecular function: MAP kinase kinase kinase kinase activity; ATP binding. The coding region runs from base 159 to 3170 and encodes 1003 amino acids. Gene Ontology annotation, biological process: protein phosphorylation. The record is from RefSeq and is a predicted model, not a curated record. Lineage: Eukaryota; Metazoa; Chordata; Actinopteri; Perciformes; Percidae. The transcript is spliced from 35 exons.